Gorilla gorilla gorilla (western lowland gorilla) is the source of this 3506-nucleotide messenger RNA. It is a transcript of the gene MCM6, whose product is annotated as minichromosome maintenance complex component 6. The coding region runs from base 652 to 3117 and encodes 821 amino acids. Lineage: Eukaryota; Metazoa; Chordata; Mammalia; Primates; Hominidae. The transcript is spliced from 17 exons. The record is from RefSeq and is a predicted model, not a curated record. Gene Ontology annotation, cellular component: nucleus; MCM complex. Gene Ontology annotation, molecular function: ATP binding; single-stranded 3'-5' DNA helicase activity; single-stranded DNA binding. Gene Ontology annotation, biological process: double-strand break repair via break-induced replication; DNA replication initiation; mitotic DNA replication.
GAUCCACACGUCUCGGCCUCCCAAAGUGCUAGGAUUACAGGUUGUGAGCCACCGCGCCCGGCCAAUGUCAAAUAUUUCGCUGAUUUUCCUCGGUCAGCACCACCACAAUAAUUGUGCCACCUUACCCAUGCUACCCAUGCAAGGUUUAGACAUCUCUUUGACUCUUAUACUGUGGUUUCCAUUAUUUCCUCUAACAAGACAGCAGAAGCGGGAGAUUUGAAUCUUACUCAUUUUUCUCUUCCAUAUAAUCUUACUCCGAUCGUUCAAUUAAUAUCAGUGGAAUGAUUUAAAGAACAUUUGAAAAACCACUCGGACAAAACCCUCAGAUUCGAACUUGUUCCAGCAGCCAAAAAUACCCGCGGGACACGGCUACACUGCGCAGGCGCAAAGGCAGAUGGGCUUUCUCCAGAAGGGCUUUGCAUUUGGCGCGAAAUCCCUUUCCGUGGGCUGGGGCUCUUGGAGAGGCGCCGUUCAUUGGUCAGGUUUGGCGCGAAAUCUCCGGCUCCUGUGUCACGAUUGGUUCCGGCCGUGCAGGUCGGAAGAGGGGGCGGGUCGGAAGCGGCGGCGGCGCGCGCAAAGCUGCAGCGUCUGGAAAGAAGCGACUUGUGGCGGUCGAGCGUGGCGUAGGCGAAUCCUCGGCGCUAAGCAAAUAUGGACCUCGCGGCGGCAGCAGAGCCGGGUGCCGGCAGCCAGCACUUGGAGGUCCGCGACGAGGUGGCCGAGAAGUGCCAGAAACUGUUCCUGGACUUCUUGGAGGAGUUUCAGAGCAGCGAUGGAGAAAUUAAAUACUUGCAAUUAGCAGAGGAACUGAUUCGUCCUGAGAGAAACACAUUGGUUGUGAGUUUUGUGGACCUGGAACAAUUUAACCAGCAACUUUCCACCACCAUUCAAGAGGAGUUCUAUAGAGUUUACCCUUACCUGUGUCGGGCCUUGAAAACAUUCGUCAAAGACCGUAAAGAGAUCCCUCUUGCCAAGGAUUUUUAUGUUGCAUUCCAAGACCUGCCUACCAGACACAAGAUUCGAGAGCUCACCUCAUCCAGAAUUGGUUUGCUCACUCGCAUCAGUGGGCAGGUGGUGCGGACUCACCCAGUUCACCCAGAGCUUGUGAGCGGAACUUUUCUGUGCUUGGACUGUCAGACAGUGAUCAGGGAUGUAGAACAGCAGUUCAAAUACACACAGCCAAACAUCUGCCGAAAUCCAGUUUGUGCCAACAGGAGGAGAUUCUUACUGGAUACAAAUAAAUCAAGAUUUGUUGAUUUUCAAAAGGUUCGUAUUCAAGAGACCCAAGCUGAGCUUCCUCGAGGGAGUAUCCCCCGCAGUUUAGAAGUAAUUUUAAGGGCUGAAGCUGUGGAAUCAGCUCAAGCUGGUGACAAGUGUGACUUUACAGGGACACUGAUUGUUGUGCCUGACGUCUCCAAGCUUAGCACACCAGGAGCACGUGCAGAAACUAAUUCCCGUGUCAGUGGUGUUGAUGGAUAUGAGACAGAAGGCAUUCGAGGACUCCGGGCCCUUGGUGUUAGGGACCUUUCUUACAGGCUGGUCUUUCUUGCCUGCUGUGUUGCACCAACCAACCCAAGGUUUGGGGGGAAAGAGCUCAGAGAUGAGGAACAGACAGCUGAGAGCAUUAAGAACCAAAUGACUGUGAAAGAAUGGGAGAAAGUGUUUGAGAUGAGUCAAGAUAAAAAUCUAUACCACAAUCUUUGUACCAGCCUGUUCCCUACUAUACAUGGCAAUGAUGAAGUAAAACGGGGUGUCCUGCUGAUGCUGUUUGGUGGCGUUCCAAAGACAACAGGAGAAGGGACCUCUCUUCGAGGGGACAUAAAUGUUUGCAUUGUUGGUGACCCAAGUACAGCUAAGAGCCAAUUUCUCAAGCACGUGGAGGAGUUCAGCCCCAGAGCUGUCUACACCAGUGGUAAAGCGUCCAGUGCUGCUGGCUUAACAGCAGCUGUUGUGAGAGAUGAAGAAUCUCAUGAGUUUGUCAUUGAGGCUGGAGCUUUGAUGUUGGCUGAUAAUGGUGUGUGUUGUAUUGAUGAAUUUGAUAAGAUGGACGUGCGGGAUCAAGUUGCUAUUCAUGAAGCUAUGGAACAGCAGACCAUAUCCAUCACUAAAGCAGGAGUGAAGGCUACUCUGAACGCCCGGACGUCCAUUUUGGCAGCAGCAAACCCAAUCAGUGGACACUAUGACAGAUCAAAAUCAUUGAAACAGAAUAUAAAUUUGUCAGCUCCCAUCAUGUCCCGAUUCGAUCUCUUCUUUAUCCUUGUGGAUGAAUGUAAUGAGGUUACAGAUUAUGCCAUUGCCAGGCGCAUAGUAGAUUUGCAUUCAAGAAUUGAGGAAUCAAUUGAUCGUGUCUAUUCCCUCGAUGAUAUCAGAAGAUAUCUUCUCUUUGCAAGACAGUUUAAACCCAAGAUUUCCAAAGAGUCAGAGGACUUCAUUGUGGAACAAUAUAAACAUCUCCGCCAGAGAGAUGGUUCUGGAGUGACCAAGUCUUCGUGGAGGAUUACAGUGCGACAGCUUGAGAGCAUGAUUCGUCUCUCUGAAGCUAUGGCUCGGAUGCACUGCUGUGAUGAGGUCCAACCUAAACAUGUGAAGGAAGCUUUCCGGUUACUGAAUAAAUCAAUCAUCCGUGUGGAAACACCUGAUGUCAAUCUAGAUCAAGAGGAAGAGAUCCAGAUGGAGGUAGAUGAGGGUGCUGGUGGCAUCAAUGGUCAUGCUGACAGCCCUGCUCCUGUGAACGGGAUCAAUGGCUACAGUGAAGACAUAAAUCAAGAGUCUGCUCCCAAAGCCUCCUUAAGGCUGGGCUUCUCUGAGUACUGCCGAAUCUCUAACCUUAUUGUGCUUCACCUCAGAAAGGUGGAAGAAGAAGAGGACGAGUCAGCAUUAAAGAGGAGCGAGCUUGUUAACUGGUACUUGAAGGAAAUCGAAUCAGAGAUAGACUCUGAAGAAGAACUUAUAAAUAAAAAAAGAAUCAUAGAGAAAGUUAUUCAUCGACUCACACACUAUGAUCAUGUUCUAAUUGAGCUCACCCAGGCUGGAUUGAAAGGCUCCACAGAGGGAAGUGAGAGCUAUGAAGAAGAUCCCUACUUGGUAGUUAACCCUAACUACUUGCUCGAAGAUUGAGAUAGUGAAAGUAACUGACCAGAGCUGAGGAACUGUGGCACAGCACGUCGUGGCCUGGAGCCUGGCUGGAGCUCUGCUAGGGACAGAAGUGUUUCUGGAAGUGAUGCUUCCAAGAUUUGUUUUCAGAAACAAGAAUUGAGUUGAUGGUCCUGUGUGUCACAUUCAUCAUAGGUUUCAUACCAACACAGGCUUCAGCACUUCCUUUGGUGUGUUUCCUGUCCUGAAGUUGGAACCAAAUAAUGUGUAGUCUCUAUAACCAAUACCUUUGUUUUCAUGUGUAAGAAAAGGCCCAUUACUUUUAAGGUAUGUGCUGUGUUAUUGAGCAAAUAACUUUUUUUCAAUUGCCAGCUACUGCUUUUAUUCAUCAAAAUAAAAUAACUUGUUCUGAA